AUGAGAUUCUGGACCAGCCAAUCAUCUCCUGCCGCAGGCAGUGAGUCUGGUGAAGGGGGAGAAAAUGUGAUGGGAUGUCUGAAAGAUAUGGCCUAAAUGGAGAAGAUGAUGUGAUUGCUUAAAUAUAGGUGUAGUAAGAGACAUCAUCAAAACAGCUGUUUUAUUCGACUAAAUUACAUUUUGUUUUGUUUCAGGGAGCUUGAGGAUAGAGUAGCCUUGCUGAACUCAGCAAUGAAAAAACCCAAGUAUGUUCAAAACAUUCACCUAAUCAUGCAAAUGUGGUAUUUGUAAAUGUAUAUAUUUUUAUUAAGUUAUUUUGUGACUUGUCCAUAGGUUGAGCACAACGACUGAGAGCCCUGUUGCUGUAGUGACAACACGCUCUAGGGAGGUGUAUUUCUAGGGAGGAGGAAAGUUCACACCCCAGAAAUUGGACGCCUUUAAAGGUGGCAGCAGUGCCCAGCAUGUGUGUGCAGGGGAGACCCACUUUGCUGUGGUUACCGUGGAGAAAGAGCUUUACACUUUGGCUGUGAGUACUAUGUUGUUCCUUUAAGUCCAAGGCAGAAAACACAUUUCAAGCACUUUAAAGUUGUUUUUGUGCCCUUUUGAUGUCAUGGUUUCAUUUUAGAGUGUCCAAGGUGGGGCCAAGAUGGUGGGCCAGUUGGGCCAUGGGGACCAGGCCUCGUACCGGCAGCCACGCAAGGUGGAGAGGCUGCAGGGAAAGGCCAUCCGUCAGGUCGCUUGUGGAGCUGAUUUCACUGCCUGUGUCAGUGGUGAGUGGUGUGUCUGUGUGGAGCACUACUUCUGUGCCAGUAGAAUAGGAUCUUUACAGUUGGAGGGCUCCAUUUUUGUCUUUUUACAACACAGAUAAACAAUUCAGACAGCAAUUUGCAACCUCAUGCCAUAAAUUAAGAUUUGGUCUAGUUUGACAACAUGCUGUUGAUGUGUUUAGUUUCAGAUGAGGACCAGAUGUACAUGUUUGGUUCUGACUACUAUGGCUGUAUAGGAGUGGAGAACGAGCAGGGCAGGGAGGUCCUAGAGCCCGUGCUGUUGGAGUUCUUUGAGGAGCGGCCUGUCAGGCAGGUGUCCUGUGGAGACAGCCAUGUGGUGGUGCGGACCCACAGGGGAGACAUCUACUCCUGGGGCUGUGGAGAGCAUGGUAUGUACCAGAGCAGUGUAUACUGAGCUACAGAGCAGUACUGUAUGUCUGAUGGAGCUAUGAUGAUGCAGAACAUAAUUAAUUUAUGAAGUUGGCCUUUUCCUCAGGGCGUCUUGGCCUGGACUGUGAGGAUGACUUUAACUCCCCCAUGCAAGUAAGAUCCUGCACUCUAGUUUUCAGCAGAGAGCUUGAACACAUAUAAUUUAAUUCUGCUCAUGGGGAAAGGGGCAAUGACGUCUCAAUUUUAUCGUCCAGACAAAUGAAUGAAAAUGUGUUUGAAUCCACCAUUUAAAUCGAUAGGAAGCAUAAUGUUGUGUAUCGUCUGGCAUUCACAGGUGGAGAUACCCAAAGGAGCCAUUAUCUCCUCUGUGUCCUGUGGCCUUGACGGAACCUUCUUCCUGACAGAAUCUGGCAAAGUCUUGGCCUGUGGGAACAACGAUCUGAACAAGCUGGGUCUAAACCUGGGAGUCUCUGGCCUCAAAAAUCUUCCUGGAGAGGUACAGCAUCACAUUCGACAUACUAGGAUCCACUCACAGGCUCUUCUCAUUGCUUUAAAAUAAGGAAUAACGCAAUUAAUGGUGGAGAAUUUAAGUUUUCCUCCUUCUCCAAUGUCAGGCCUACCAGGGGAUACCAUACACCACCACACUCACUCUGGUCAAGCAGCUGGCCAUGUAUAAGAUCCAAGUAAUUUCCGCUGGGAAGACCCACACUGCUGCCAUCGACGGUACAGUGACCAGACUCUCCUCUCUUUUUCUGAGCCCCCAAUUGAAGGAAAUAUAAUCUUAUAUCAAGACAUGGUUCUGACUGUACUCUGACCUUGCAGAGUGGGGGCGGCUGAUGACCUUUGGGUGCAACAAGUACGGUCAGCUUGGUGUGAAGGACUUCAAGAAGCACCAGGGCAUCCAGCUCUUGUUGGGGUCUUUUGGGGGGAAGGUGGUCAGCAAAGUGUCCUGCGGAGAUGGCUUCACCAUCGCAGCCACAGAGGGUCAGAAAAACAACUAAACUUGAACAUUCUCUGUUGUAUCAUGUUGUUGAAUAUGCUGUUUAAUGUGUAUGUUCAACUUAGAGUUGUGGUGCUUGUUUUUUUCUUCGCUUUAUUCUGUUAGCUGGGAGUCCUCUGCUCUGACCUACAUAACUAGGACUCAAAAUAAUGGAGAAUACCGGUAGUACUGGUAGAUUCCCUGUUUAGGUGCUGGAAGGAUAUAGGCUAAUUGUCUGUGGAUCAAUAGAUUAUUUCUCUCUCAUCCUUUCAGACAAUCAGAUCUUUGCCUGGGGAAACGCAGGAAACGGACGCCUGGGAAUGCCCGCUGAUAAGGGGUUCGGCACGAUUUGCCCUGCUUUACCACAACCCAUUUUCGGCUCCCUCCACCAUGUGCCAGACCUCUCCUGUCGCGGCUGGCACACCAUUCUAAUCAUAGGUUAGCCACUAGCCACUUACCUCUGUUCUAACACCAUCUAAUCAUUUCUUGAAAAAUUCAGUUGAGAUUGAUUGAUUCUGUUCCCUGUUUACAGAAAAGGUUCUCAACUCUAAAUCCGCUCAAACAGCAGUGGACUUUCAAUGGCCAUGGGCUCUCUGGUUACUUUAUCAUUAAAUUCACAAUCUGAACAGGUCAAUAGUUUUAUACCAGUGUGGUACUGUACUGACCACAUGGUGUGUCCUGGUGUUUGUCGGUUCACGCUGGGCCAGGCGUCUCCCUCCACUGUGGAUCUGGAGAGUGAGCCAGGCUCAGAGACAGGGCUACGUGAAGGGCGAUUUGGGGGCACUAAGGAGGCCGACACAGACGAGCGGCACAUCGAGACCUCCAUGAUGUCUCUGACGGACCAGACUGGCGACAGCUCUUGCACCUUCUGGCUGCGCCAGGUUUGUACUCAAAACCACAAAGCAUAAUGAAAGCCUAAACAGAGAGGGUUACGGCCACUGAAUGUUGGUGUCCCUCCCUGUCCAUCCUCCCUAACAGGAGCUACAGGAUGCAGAGUUCAUCCCAAUGCCAGAGGAUUCCAGAGGCUGCAUACCUGGCCCACUGGCUCCUUCGUUCUCCGAGAGCGUCACACUGCCCUACGAUGAGCUGCAGGAGCUGAAGGCUGCAGCCGCUGCUGCCGCCACUGAGAAAGGCCUCUCGGUAAUGACCAGCGCAUUUCUGUAGUCUCGACACCUGACUACAUCCCCAUGCUAAUGUCUCAACCUAACCAUGUGUUAUUUCUUUAGACCGCUCGUAUGGGCUGUGACAGGGUCAACAGGUUGGAGGAGGCAGGAACCUGUAAGAAAGGGGAGGCGCCAACUUGCUGCAGAGCAAGCAAUGAGGUAGCAGAGGUACAGUUGAAGUCGGAAGUUUACAGACACCUUAGCCAAAUACAUUCAAACUCAGUUUUUCACAAUUCCUGACAUUUAAUCCUAGUAAAAUGUCUCUGUCUUAGGUCAGUUAGGAUCACCACUUUAUUUUAAGAAUGUGAAAUGUCAGAAUAAUAGUAGAGAGAAUGAUUUAUUUCAGCUUUUAUUUAUUUCAUCACAUGUCCAGUGGGUCAGAAGUGUACAUACACUCAAUUAGUAUUUGGUAGCAUUGCCUUUAAAUUGUUUAACUUGGGUCAAACAUUUCGGGUAGCCUUCCACAAGCUUCCCACAAUAAGUUGGGUGAAUUUUGGCCCAUUACUCCUGAUAGAGCUGGUGUAACUGAGUCAGGUUUGUAGGUGUCAGGGCGACGUGUAUGCUGUAGGCGAAGUCAAGAGCAGGACACCGAGCUACUGGCAGAACUUUUACUAGAUACUAGUGCAACAAAACAAAGUACACUGGCAACCUCGAACAGCGAGGGAAAAUAACAAAACCCGCACACAAGGGCAACUGCCGCAAAGACCAAAACAAUAACGCACAAUACACAAUGAGACACAGAGGGUAUUAAAGGGAACACAAUCAAACAUAAUGGGAAACAGGUGUACACAAUAAAGACUAAACAAGACAAACACCGGAACAUCGAUCGGCAGCAGAUAGUACUCCGGGGACGACGAACGCCGAAGCCUGCCCGAGCAAGGAGGAGGAGCAGCCUCGGCUGAAUCCGUGACAGUAGGCCUCCUUGCUCACACAUGCUUUUUCAGUUCUGCCCACAAAUAUUCUAUAGGAUUGAGGUCAGGGCUUUGUGAUGGCCACUCCAAUACCUUGACUUUGUUGUCCUUAAGCCAUUUUGCCACAACUUUGGAAGUAUGCUUGGGGUCAUUGUCCAUUUGGAAGGCCUAUUUGCGACCAAGCUUUAACUUUCUGACUGAUGUCUUGAGAUGUUGCUUCUAUAUAUCCACAUAAUUUUCCUUCCUCAUGAUGCCAUCUAUUUUGUGACGUGCACCAGUCCCUCCUGCAGCAAAGCACUCCCACUCCCCAGCAAAGCAGUCUGGCUUUUUAAUGGCGGUUUUGGAGCAGUGGCUUCUUCCUUGCUGAGCGGCCUUUCAUGUUAUGUCGAUAUAGGACUCGUCUUACUGUGGAUAUAGAUACUUUUGUACCUGUUUCCUCCAGCAUCUUCACAAGGUCCUUUGCUGUUGUUCUGGGAUUGAUUUGCACUUUUCGCACCAAAGUACGUUAAUCUCUAGGAGACAGAACACGUCUCCUUCCUGAGCGGUAUGACGGCUGCGUGGUCCCAUGGUGUUUAUACUUACGUACUAUUGUUUGUACAGAUGAAUGUGGUACCUUCAUGUGUUUGGAAAUUGCUCCCAAGGAUGAAACAGACUUGUGGAGGUCUACCAUUUUUUAUUCUGAGGUUUUAAUGACUCCAACCUAAGUGUAUGUAAACUUCCGACUUCAACUGUAUGUGCAAGAUAACCCCUUACACACAUUGUAACUGUAAAUUGUUCUGUGUUUCUCUGUAGUUGUUGCCAUUUUCUUUUACAGUUGCGAGAGAAAGUCAAUCGUUAAGAGGCAACGAUCCAGUUGUUACAGAAGCAGGUAAGCAUUACUUACUAUAGACUAGUGGUGCGCAGGUCAGCUGUUUGUUCACCUGCACCCGCCCACAAUUGCUAAUAAUCCAUCCGCAACCUUCCGACUACAUCUGAUAAAGUGAAAAUCUGAGGCCCCGCACCUGACCCUAACCCACAAAUAUCUAAAAUGCACUGUAGGCUACAGGUCAGAGAAGGCAGAACAAUUUUUACAUGGGGUGGAGGAUUGUUUUUUGCCUAAUUUAAAUAUGUUUCUGCUUAUAAUUUCCGACAUUUUCGUAGGCUAUUUGUUAGUCAACAUGUCUGUAAUUAGAUACAUGCAGCUUCUCCUCUGUCAUUACAUGUUGCCCUUGAAGACUAAAUAAAGCCUUGCUCACCAGAAUAAUGUCAUAAAUGGUAGAAUGAAUGCUUCAAUCUAGUUGACAUUGGUAAAGUUUUCUGUCAUCUCUGCUUCUUUCGCAGAGCAAACCAAACAUGUUUCUGAUAAGAUUUCAGUCCCGCUUGGAUGCAUAUUUUAUGUUGUUGAAAUACUAUCAACUUGUAUGAUGAUGAUUAAGAUAGGACCUCUACAGACUGUCCCUAACUGCACAUUCGCAUUAUUUCAAGAUGCUGAAAGAAAGAGAUCGUAUUUCUCCACUCCUGUUAAUAUUAAGACUAUGUGAGAGGUUAUAUACCUACACAGUAGGCUACAGUUCCCUUGACGUGCCAUAGGCCUAUUUGAAGUCCCGUCUUGUGACUGUCGAAUUUGUAUACCACCUCACAAUCAGCACACAUAACAUAGGCACUACUAUCAUCCUCUUUUACAUCUUUCCCAAACAUGACUUUUCUGGCACCUCCCUUCUCUUUAUUUUCAACUCUCCAUUUCACAGCUUUUCUCUUAUUGAAUUAAACUCUGACAUUGGCCUUUUUGUCUCAGUGGAUCGACAUUAAAGUUUUCUGCCCAUUCCCAAAAGCUUUUGGUUUUGGCGUGUAGGCUAUAUGGCACGCGUAAAGUUAGACCCUAAAGCUUAGGCUUACACACUAAUGCCAGAUAGCCUAAAAAGAAUGAAAGAAAAACCUCAAUGUAGCCUAUAGACCUAGAUCACAGGAGGUUAGUGGCACCUUAAUUGGGGAGGACGGGCUCUUGGUAAUGGCUGGAGCGGAAUUAGUGGAAUGUUGUCAAAUACAUCAAACACAUGGUUUCCAUGUGUUUGAUGGCAUUCCAUUGACUCCGUUCCAGCCAUUAUUAUGAGCCGUCCUCCCCUCAGCAGCCUCCACUGGCCUAGAUAUAAAUUGCACAAGAAUUAUACAUUUAUUGAUUUGUUUCUGUAUUUUCUCUUUAUUCAACCCAGCACCUGUAGUGAUCCCUGUAAGCAAACUUGUGUAGUAACACUGUGAUUCGAGUCCCUAUUCUAGAAAUGUGUAAAACCGAUGAACUCCAUUGCUAUGCAGACAGAUAAGUGUUAUCAAGUGUUGUUCUCUUUGAUAACAGUUCAGUGACCAGCUCAAAGAGAACGAGAGACUCUGGACAGCAAUCAACCGUCUGACCCUGCGAGAGGCAGGAACUGAAAAAAACAGCAACCACCAAUCCGGUCACAGGCCUGUGGAGGGACAGGGAGGAGCCUCCAACCAUGAUGGGGACAGAUCUGCAGGGGCAAAUCCGUGA
Molecule: messenger RNA, 6713 nt
Organism: Coregonus sp. 'balchen'
Lineage: Eukaryota; Metazoa; Chordata; Actinopteri; Salmoniformes; Salmonidae
Source: the annotation of a GenBank genome assembly